Molecule: messenger RNA, 2599 nt
Organism: Pipistrellus kuhlii (Kuhl's pipistrelle)
Lineage: Eukaryota; Metazoa; Chordata; Mammalia; Chiroptera; Vespertilionidae
Gene: MFAP5
Product: microfibril associated protein 5
Exons: 12
Coding region: 175-804 (209 amino acids)
Biological process (GO): embryonic eye morphogenesis
Cellular component (GO): microfibril
Source: RefSeq, a predicted model, not a curated record
GAGCAACUGGGAAUCUCAUUGGACAACUUAAAAUUGAGCAGACAUCUCAAUUAGCCACUAAAUUCAAAUGAAAGAAGACACAAGGUGAGCAGAUGACAUAAUCAAGUCAUAGAUGCAGAAAGAGAAGGAGAUCAGACCCUAAGGGUGAAAGAGACCACCGGGCAAGGAGAAAACAUGGACCAUUCAGCAUGUGAAAUUUCCUGUGACUUGGUAGGAAAGAGUAAGGAGAGUGAAAAUAAUGAUAUGCUGCUAUUUGGACCCAAGGUGCUGCUAUUUCUCACUGCACUCAUCAUCCCCUCAGACUGGACACCUCUAGGGGUCAGUGGUCAAGAAACAACUACAGAACCAUUAACAGAUGCACCUAGUUUGCUAGUUGGACCCUCUGCAGGUCAAACAGCUCCAGUAACUAUAGAAACAUUCACAGAAGAUCCUAAUUUGGUAAAUGAACCCUCUACAGAUGAAACAGUUCUGGCUGAUAUCGUGCCUUCCACAGAUGACCUGGUCUCACCCAGUGAUAAAAACACCUCAGAGUGCCGGGAUGAAAAAUUUGCUUGCACAAGACUCUACUCUGUGCAUCGGCCAAUCAAGCAGUGCGUUCAUCAGUCAUGCUUUACCAGUGUACGACGCAUGUACAUCAUCAAUAAUGAGAUUUGCUCCCGUCUUGUCUGUAAAGAACAUGAAGCUAUGAAAGAUGAGCUUUGCCGCCAGAUGGCUGGUCUGCCCCCAAGGCGACUUCGGCGUUCCAACUACUUCCGACUCCCUCCAUGUGAAAAUGUAAAUUUGCAGAGACCCAAUGGUGUGUGAUCAUCAAGGAAAAGGAAAAAAGAAAAAAGAAAUGUAUGGGUGGGAUGAAGAGAAUGCUCUAGGAAGAGGGAACUCCUUGUCUAACAUUGGCAGCAAACCCAUACAUUAGUAUUUCUUAGACCAAACCCUUCUCAAUGUUUAAUUUUUGCUUUACUCCCUGAUGUUUCACCCAGACUGAAACAUUGACCUUAUUUUUGGUACUUACAAAACAAGGUCUAUAUUAUCGCAUAGUUUUACUGCUUCCCAAUAUCAUAGACAUAGUAGAUAAAAUGACCAGGCAGUUUAAAUGUAACUUCAAGGGAAAGUAAACUUAAGGUUAAUAAUAUGUAUUAUUGAAGUUGUCUGAGAGAGUUCUUAGGGUGGAAGAAAUUAUCAUGGUCUAUUUGGGCUAGCAUAGAACUUCAUUUACUUUCCUUACAAGAGUUUCCUAUAUUAACUACCCUUUUGUUUAUAAAGUAGUCCUCUUUACUCUUAUUUUAAUUAUUUUGCUGACUAUCAUAACAUUUACUUGGUAGGUUCUCUUUAUUAAAAAGAUCAUGACAAUUUUUGUAAUCCUAGAAAAUUCUCCAGAGCCAAUAUUUAUACAAUUCUACUAACAAUAUAUAAAGACCCCAAAUGUUGCCUUCUGCUAAGCUCAGAGGCUAAGGCUAAAGAGGAGUAUGCCAGGUAUAGAACUUGGACCCAUAAUUCCCUAUUCAACUGUUGAUAUGGUUGUCUAGUCUGCAAAUAGGGCUUGAAAGUAAAUCUCAUUUUCUUACUCAUUUUUGGUAGAAUUGGUGUUAGUCCACCUCCACAUGUGAAUUAGAUGACUAAUGUCAAACCAUGUCACUGGUCUGAGUUUUUGUGAGUGUUGCUACUUCCGUUCUCACCUCUUAACAAAAUCUGCAGGUAUUAUUAUUCAAAUAGGUUCCAGAAUAGUCUAAUUUGGGGCCUAAGAAGGGCAUUUAGACCUGAACUUUGACAAGCAGGCACAAAGUUUAUCUAAUGGUUUAUAGAAAAAGACUAAAAGAAGCACAAUAAUAGGCAACCCACACCCUUAUCCUGAUUCUAUGUCAUAUUUCCUUACUAGGCCCUGGUUUAAUUCCCCUACUUUUAACAGAAGGUUUAAUGUACAUUAGUUUCUUUUAAUUCUAUGAUUCUCAAAAUUUAAAUGUGUUGUUAAUAUUUCUUGAAACCUAGAGAUUCAAUAUAACUCACAACAAACAUGUUUGCUUUAUAAAGGGAGGGGGGAAUAGCCUGUAUUAAAUAAAUGGACAAUAGUCCAUAGUAUAAUAGAACAAAAUUUCACUACAAGUGACAAAUUACAUAUUAUGGGCCUUCUAUCUGAAUAACUUCUGAGUAACCUUCUUAAAAAGCCAAUAGAAUUCAAGUAGGAGCUAGAGGAACCUGAGAUAACAGUUAUAUAUAAUAGAACACCACUUGUAGGGAGUGAAUUUCUGUCCUAUUUCUGAGAAAACUACCUGAGGAUUGGAUUCUUGCUGUUGAGCCAUUUAGUUUAAUGGGAUUUGCACAAUUUACUAAAGAAAAAUGUUAGAAAAGGCCCCAAAGCAUCUAAUCUCUGCUCCACAGCCUCUACAAGUAAAUGUUUUGACAUAUAGACAGACAUAUUAAAUGCUUAUUGUAGCUGCUGUAGAGAAAUCUCCUGGGCACAGAGUUUCCAAGACUCGUGUCAAAAUGUCUUCAUGAACUUGACCCUCCUACAGCAUACUGAACGAGAGGUAGCAUUUCCCACCAGAAAGCACCUCAAUCCCAGUCGGUGUAUAUUGCAAAUUAAACAUUUUAAAACAAUUGUUCC